UUUAUAUGAAACAUUUCAUAAUAUAUUCAUGUUAUAUUUUAUGUUUAAAUUUUGGAUUAAAAUAUUAUUUAAAUUUGUGGUGAUAAUAAACCUUAAUAAUAAUCAUUUAAAUUAAAAAUGUGUAACAUAAUAUGUUAUUCUUCUCAUUUAUCUUUUUAUUUUAUUUAAGAUUUUGCAUUUGCUUUUUAUCUAAGGUAACCAUUCUUGCACCUUCACAAAUUGGUGAAGACCCUCAUUUAAAAUUUGGUGAUUCCACAUCCUCCAUCACUGAUACUGCUAUAUCAGCUUAUAAAGAACCUGAAAAUCCAGUUCCAAUAGUUAGUGAAGCCGCUGAAGAGGUUUUGGACGAGUUAUCUGAUUUAAAACCUGUAAAUAGAGUUGAACCAAAGGUUUCUGAUCUUGAACUUCUUAAACCAGUUGAUCAUGAAUCAACGUUAGAAAACUGUCAAAGAGACUACUCUAAACCAUGUCCUCUUAAUUUUGAACAUAAUUUGCUAAAUGACGGAUCGCAUAAGUGCACACCACAAAAGUUUUAUUCAGGACCUUGUAUGGGUCAGGAUUUAACCUAUAAGGAAAUGGGAAAGGAAGAAAAGAUUCAAUGGUCAAAGAAUUGUAUCGCAAAUUGGCCUUGUGUCAUGUGUAAACGAGAUUAUUCUCUAUACUGUCCAGAGGGAUGGGAACUUUCCGGAGAGAAUUUCGAGUGCAAAUCGUUGAAUAGUUACAGUGGGCCUUGCAUGGGAGAGGCAUUUUCCUUCAUUGACUACAACGUUCCAAUGCAAAAGGAGUGGAGUAGAAGAUGUAAAUCGUAUUGGCCAUGUUCUAACAUUUAAUUAAUACCUUAUAAAGUUUUUAUGUAUGAAAUUAUAUUGUUUUUACAAUGUUGACAAGGUCGUCAUUUUGUAAUUUUGGAACUGAAACGAGUUUAGUUUGUUUCUGUU
Theileria parva strain Muguga is the source of this 938-nucleotide messenger RNA. RefSeq lists its product as uncharacterized. NCBI's taxonomy places the organism in Eukaryota, Apicomplexa, Aconoidasida, Piroplasmida, Theileriidae. The transcript is spliced from 8 exons. The coding region runs from base 132 to 830 and encodes 232 amino acids. The record is from RefSeq and is a predicted model, not a curated record.